Molecule: messenger RNA, 777 nt
Organism: Trichophyton rubrum CBS 118892
Lineage: Eukaryota; Fungi; Ascomycota; Eurotiomycetes; Onygenales; Arthrodermataceae
Exons: 6
Coding region: 1-777 (258 amino acids)
Biological process (GO): mRNA export from nucleus
Cellular component (GO): nucleus
Molecular function (GO): mRNA binding
Source: RefSeq, a predicted model, not a curated record
AUGUCUGGAAAGCUUGAUAAGGCUCUUGAUGAGAUUGUCAGCUCUCGCCGUCAGGCGCGUCGCAACAGCCAGCGUCGCCCUGCCGCAAAAGCUGCAAAGGCCGCUCCCGUCGGAGGAGUCAGAAAAUCUACUAGACAACCCAAGCCAACCUCCAAAGCCACACCUACUGCCCCUGCUGCAGGAUCGGGAGACGGAAAAAUCAUCGUGAGCGGCUUGCCCUCCGAUGUUAAUGAAGCAAAUAUCAAGGAAUACUUCCACAAGUCAGCGGGACCUGUCAAGAAGGUCAUGCUGACCUACAAUCAGAACGGCACCAGCCGUGGUAUCGCUUCUAUCAUAUUCAGCCGCCCUGAAACUGCUAUCAAAGCUGCUAAGGAGCUGAAUGGACUCCUAAUCGACAAACGCCCGAUUAAAAUUGAGGUUGUUGUUGAUGCAUCCCGUGCGCCUCCGGUUCCUACACCCAAGCCACUGACCGAGCGUGUUGCUCAACCAAAGUCUCAGCCCAAGCCCGCUUCUGCUGCGAAAGCUGGACGAAAGAGAGAUGCUAGGGGUCGAACCCAACGGGGCCGCAACGCGGGUCGCCCAAAGUCCAAGACCCUUGAAGAGCUUGAUGCUGAAAUGGUAAACUACUUCGCCGAAGCUCCUGCCAGCACUAACGCUCCCGCUCCUGCAGCCAACGGUGCUGCUCCCCAGCCCGCUGGUAAUGGCGAAGAUCUCGGAAUGGUUGAUGAGAUUUCCUACUUUAAGUACUAUCCCAACGCUAACGUUGUGUUGCAGUAA